AGUUGGUAGAGGCGCCAGAGGAGAGGAGUGGAGAGGAGAGGGGUCGAGCAGAUGGGAGGAAGGAAGGAAGAGGAUCUUUCUGCGGGCCCGAGUGCGCGAUUAAAGGAUUCUGCAUAAAUAAACAAAUACAUGAAUCAGAGCCUGUAGUCCAGGAGGGGAGCUACAGGCGCGUCGCGGCGCUGCGUGGACGCGGACGAGCCGAAACAGUUCCUCUCUCUGGAUCUUCCUCCUCAUGUUCCUCAGACUCUCCGAGAGCUUCAGCAACUUUUAAAGUCGGCGUCUGAAAAACUUUCUCGCCCCCCCCCCCCCUUCCCCUCCCCUCCCACCCCGGUUAUCUGUCUCCCCGGAAAGAGGAGAAGAAGCUGGUGGAAGUGGAGCAAGGAAGAGCGUUUUGUUCCUCCCGCGGAGUCCAGCUCGCCGCAGCCGGGGUUUAGGCGUUGGCACCCGGGCUGGGAGUCCCUCGCCAUGGCCGGGGCCAAGCCGGGAGUCCACGCGCUGCAGCUCAAACCCGUGUCCGUCCACGAAGCGCUGAAGAAGGGGGGCAAGUUCAUCAAAUGGGACGAGGAGCCCAACAGCGGGCCCCCCACGCUGAUAACCCUGAAAGUUGACCCAGAUGGAUUCUUCCUCUACUGGACCGGAGGGUCCAACCUGGAGGUGGAGAUUCUGGACAUGAGCACCAUCAGGGACACCAGAACAGGAAAAUACGCCAAACAGCCAAAGGACCCGAAGCUGCGAGAGGUGCUGGGCUUCGGUAAGGGCGACAACGUCGAAGGGAAGCUGGUGACCGUCGUCCAUGGCAACGACCUGGUCAACACCUCCUUCCUCAACUUCCAGGCUAUGCAGGAAGACACAGCCAAGAUUUGGACGGAUGAGCUGUUCACUCUGGCCACAAACAUACUUUCCCAGAAUGCAUCACGGAACACCUUCCUCCUCAAAGCGUACACGAAGUUAAAGCUGCAGGUGAAUCAGGAUGGGAAGAUUCCUGUGAAGAAUAUUCUCAAGAUGUUUUCAGAUAAGAAGAGAGUGGAGACAUCUCUGGAGCAGUGUGGCCUCGUCAAUAACAGGUCCGAGGGACUCAAGCCGGACGAUUUCACGUGGGAGGCCUUCCAGAAGUUCCUCGACAGCCUCUGUCUCCGGCCUGAGAUACAAAGCAUCUUUGAGGAAAGUGGCUCCAAGAGGAAGCCGUUCAUCUCUCUGGACCAGCUGAUGGACUUCAUCAACCGCCGGCAGCGAGACUCCAGACUGAACGAGGUGCUGUACCCCCCGCUGAAGAGAGAGCAGGUCCGACAGAUCAUGGAGAAAUACGAGACCAACACCAGCCAGCUGGAGAGAGACCAGAUCAGUUUGCAGGCUUUCGCUCGCUAUCUGGGAGGAGAGGAAAACAGCAUCGUUCCCCCGGAGAGGCUGGACGUCAUAGACGACAUGAACCAACCGCUGUCCCACUACUUCAUCAACUCCUCGCACAACACGUACCUCACAGUGGGUCAGCUGACCGGCCUGUCGUCAGUUGAGAUGUACAGGCAGGUGCUGCUGACCGGCUGUCGCUGCGUAGAGCUGGACUGCUGGAAGGGCCGGCCGCAAGACGAGGAGCCCUACAUCACCCACGGCUUCACCAUGACCACUGAGAUCCCCUUUAAGGAGGUGAUUGAGGCGAUAGCAGAGAGCGCUUUCAAGACCUCGCCAUACCCCGUCAUCCUGUCCUUUGAAAACCACGUGGACUCGGCCAAGCAGCAGGCCAAAAUGGCAGAGUACUGCAGGACCAUAUUUGGAGACGCCCUGCUCAUUGAUCCGCUGGAGAAAUAUCCGCUGGAGCCCGGCCAGCCGCUCCCCUCGCCGCAGGAGAUGCUGGGGAAGAUCCUCAUCAAAAACAAGAAGAAGCACCACCACCACCGGCCCUCCAGUGGGGGCAGCAUACGGCGCAGAGAGCAGGAGGAGCAGUCGUCGCCCAACAACGACUGUCCUUUGAAUGACAGUGACGGAGGUCAGCUCCUGUCCAACGGGGAGGAGAAGCUGGCUGAGAGGCUAGUCAAAGAAUUGGAGCCUCGCAAGUCCUUAGGAGGUGAAGGCGAGAGCGAGGAGGACGAGGAGGACGAACCGGCGGCGGAGCUGAAAAAGCCGAACUCUGACGAGGGUACGGCCAGCAGUGAGGUGAACGCCACGGAGGAGAUGUCGACUCUCGUCAACUACAUCGAACCUGUCAAAUUCAAGAGCUUCGAGGUGGCGACGAAGAGGAGGAAGUUCUUUGAGAUGUCGUCGUUCGUGGAAACCAAAGGCAUGGACACGCUGAAGAGCUCCCCCAUCGAGUUCGUCGAGUACAACAAGAAUCAGCUGAGCCGAAUCUACCCCAAAGGAACGAGGGUGGACAGCUCCAACUACAUGCCUCAGCUCUUCUGGAAUGUCGGCUGCCAGAUGGUGGCGCUGAACUUCCAGACCCUCGACCUCCCUAUGCAGCUCAACAUGGGUGUGUUUGAGUACAACGGCCGCAGCGGCUACCUGCUGAAACCUGAGUUCAUGAGGAGGACGGACAAACACUUCGACCCUUUCACGGAAAACAUCGUGGACGGGAUCGUCGCCAAUACUGUCAAAAUCAAGAUCAUCUCAGGCCAGUUCCUGACAGAUAAAAAGGUGGGCGUGUACGUGGAAGUGGACAUAUUUGGACUUCCUGCCGACACAAAGAGGAAGUACAGAACCAAAACAUCCAAUGGGAACUCUCUGGACCCCGUGUGGGAUGAUGAAUUGUUUGUGUUUAAUAAGGUGGUGCUCCCUACGCUGGCCUCUCUGAGGAUAGCGGUGUUUGAGGAAAACGGCAAGUUUAUUGGACACCGCAUCCUCCCUGUGUCCGCCAUUAGACCUGGCUACCACUACAUCAACCUGAAGAAUGAUCUGAACCAGCCCCUGCUGCUGCCCUCGCUGCUGGUUUACACCGAAGCUCAGGACUACAUCCCUAAUGAGCACCAGGAGUACGCGGAGGCUCUGACCAACCCCAUUAAGCACAUCAGUCAAUUGCACAAGCGAGAGACACAGCUGGCUGUUCUCCUGGAGGACAACAAUGAGCACGUCCCCAACCAGCCCAAAGAGGGAGAGACCAGGCGAGAGAGCGAUGUCAUUCAGGGAGGUCGACUCCCCUCCCCCUUCCACGCCCUCCCCCCCUGCUCAUUGGAUGAUGCCCCUGACAUCAUCAAAUUACCUGCCCCAGCACAAAGUCAGAAAGAAGACCUCAUAGCCACUGUUCUGGCAGACAUCCAGGCCCAGUCUAUAGAGGAGCUGAAGCAGCAGAAGAACUAUUUGAAGCUGCUAAAGAAACAGAGCAAAGAGCUCAAAGAGCUGCACAAGAAGCACCUUAAGAAGGUGUGGAAUCUGAGCAAGGAGCAGAAGAGUCGGAGUAGCCAGGUUCAAUCUGACACCCAGAGGAGGCGCAGUCAGAUGGAGAAACACCUCAAACGUAGCAUCAAGAAAAAUGAGCCCCCGGAGCCGGUGCAGCGUGAGCUGACGGCGUUGGACCAGGAGAUCGAGAAGCAGACGGUCCAGCUGAGGGAGUGGCAGAUGCAAGAGCUGCUGAAGCUCCGGCGGCAGCUUUACUCGGUGGAGCGAGAGAAGCAGCAAACGCACCUGCAAGAGGCCUUCCAGAAGCUAAAGGAGACGGCCCAUGAAUGCCAAGCAGCUCAGCUGAAGAAGCUCCGGGAGACGUGCGAGAAGGAGAAGAAAGAGCUGCAGAAAAUCCUGGACAGGAAGCGGCAAAACAGCAUCAGCGAAGCCAAGAGCCGAGACAAAGACAAGGCCGAAACGGAGCUGAAUGAGAUCAACAGGAAACAUAUUCAAGAUUCGGUCGCCUUAAUCCGCGGGCUGGAGGAGGCUCAGACCAGGAGGCAGGACAAGCUUACGCUGAGGCAGCGGGAGGUGCUGCAACACAUAGACGAGGAGCUGCCGCUGCUUCAGUCUCAGCUGGAGAGGGAGCAGGAGGAGGAGUAUCAGCGACUACCGGAGGAGAUCUGCCAGCACCUUCAGCUGGAGCUCAACAACAAAGGCCUCCGAAAGGACGCCCUGUUCUCGCCCCUGUCCAAUCACAGCAGCCCCAGCCCCAGCUCCGGCUCGGGCCCGCCCUCCAACUGCUCCACGCCGUCUUACCCGUCGACGCCUAAUCGGAGUACCAAUCGGAACAGGAGCAUGGACAAUAGCACCGCCUCGCUGGCCGACUCCACUUCCUCGUCCACCACUCCCGUCCUGUCGGAGGCGGAGAUGUCCUUCAGUUAAACUUAUUACUUGUAAAAAGGAAAAUAGAUGCAUUCAGCUGGGUUCUAUAAUGAUUAUAAUGUGGGAUAGUAAUGAUAUUAAUUAUUAACUAAUUUUAUUCCUUUUUUUAUGACAGACUGUUUUGUUCUCGUCUACAGAGCUAUAUUAUUUUUUAUUUUGCUGUUUUAGUCAGAUGACACAUCAUGCCUUUUGUUGGAAGAUUUCAUAAUCCUAACCAAUUUUUUUUUUUUUUUUUUUUUUUUACAUUUUCUUGUCUGUUUUUGUCUUGCUUUUAAUGUCAUACAUUUUCGUACCUUUUUCUUUGCAUCAUUCCCAGUUUUUGUCUGGUCAGUAAGCUUUGCUGUGGUUUCACCGCAUCACGAGCUUUAUGUUCACACUGUUUUUGCUAAAAGCUUCCUGCUUGUAUCAGCUUCAACCUCUUUUUUGACACUUUUUGAAAGCUUUAAACCUUAUUGACAGAGGAACAGGGUUAGAAAAUUGCUGCCAUAUACACAGUUGGCCCAAUAAUUAACAUUCUGGAAGGAAAAUGUAAUUCUCACUGCAAAUUUUUGAUAUUUUGUUUGUAGCAACAUUUGACGAAUGAGAUUGCUUCAUGAUGGCCUCAAUAGAUGAGCAUUUAUUACACAUAAAAAUGAGUGCUACAAACAAAAUGUCAAAACCACACAUCUUUUCAGUUUUUGCAAGUAAAAAUGAUCAAGAUUAGAGAAAUAUUUUCCAGAAUUGAGUAUCAAGAGGGAAUAAACAGGAGAAGAGGGCUGAAUUUUUACCCAGCUAGCUCAGACUCAGAGAGCUGUAAUGGCUGCAGCUGACCAGCAGGCGGUGCUGCAGCCUUAACUGUUUAUGCUAAAUUGGGGGUUUGAGCUUUCCAUUCAUCCAGCCUGAUUAUCCUAUUAUUCUGUACCCGGACACACACACUCACUCACACACCUGUCCCAGCAGGAUUUGCAGCGUCAUUGGUUCGGGAUAAAGUCUGUGGCUUUUGACCUCCAAUCAAAAUGCAGCCAAGGUUGCAUUGCAGGGUGGUCAGCAGACAUCCAUCUGGCCAGAAGCUAGUGUGUGCGUGUGUGUGUGUGCAUGUGUGUGUUUGAGGGUAAAGAAGGGAGGAUUUAAAUGAUGUAACACUCACUCACUUUCUCACACACACACACGCUUGACUGUUUUGACUUUCUUAUUGGUUCAGGGGCCAAAAGUCUCUAAAAUCCUCAUCCUGUCUAAUCUACCCCUAUUUUGAAAAACACACCACACACACAGAUACACACACUUUAGGGAAAAAGUUUAUUAAUAAUAAUUCUACACAAAUCACAGAUUACUAAACUAACCUCUGCAAGUGUGUAUGUGCGUAUGUGUGUGUGUGGCCAGAAGUUAAUCUCUUGAUGAGACAUCUGCUUCUUGGGACAGUAAUAUCUCCUACUAAAUGGAAAGAGCCUGCUGUGUGCGUGUGUGCGUGUGUGCGGCCUCUUUUGCAGCGUGGAGAAACACAUUAUACAGUAUGUUUAAAAGGCAACGCCACUGUAGGAGAGCCUUCGGACGAUGACUUCAAGCAGCUCAUGUAAAUUUAAUUUUAGACACCCUCUUAAAUGCCCCUUGUUGUGUUUGAUACUCCGGACAAUGAGUGUGGGAUCGUGGUGCAGAAAACAAAACGGUACUUUAAGUUAAAAUUCUGUGUUUUUGUGUCUAUCAAAGCUUCCUCGCUUUUUAUCGUCAUCUUUUCUUUUCUUUUUUGUCUUUUUUUUUUUUUUUUACAGUGAACGUUAAUGGCUGCCUUGUCUCUCUCUUCCAGUCUGAGGGGGGUCACAUGGCACCACUCUGUGUACAUGUUUUAUGUGAAUUUUACUACUGACCACAAGUGCUGAAGAGGGAUGGAGGUCAGGAGAGGCUGAGGGGAGAGGCGACAGGGAAUUUAAAGUACAUGUAGAGAUUGUUUUUGGAUUCGAGGGGGGGGGGGUCUUGUCUCGCCCUCGUCCCGCCUCCCUCCUUCAGCGAGCACUGGCUGCCUGUCUGUCUGAUUAUUCGCCCUCACACACACACACACUCUGUAAACCAUCAUCCAUUUAAAUGGAAAUUUUAACAACUUUUUCUUUUGUGGUUAUUUGACUUUUUAUUGAUGGAAGAAAACAUCUGUAUCCAUUCGUUCAGGUAACAAUCCCCAGAGUGUAAAGGUUUCCACACAUCGAGCCCCCAUUACAGGUUCAGUGUGUCCUGCAGCAGUGUCUCUUUAAUGCUGGACGCCACAAAGCAACUGCAGGCCAACAACAGCAAUGAAAUUUGGUUAAACUUCUAGGUCAUGAGCAGGACAGCAGCAACAGCGCACACCUGCUGGGGUCAGCGCUUUCCUUAGACGAGCGCUCUGACCUUCUGAUCUGUGAUAAUGUAACCGUGCAGCGCUGGCAGGCUGUUCACCUCUGGCUGCCACGCUGCUCUGUGUUAACGUCUCUGCUCGGCUCUCUCAUUUUGGACACUAAUGUAUACGACAAAGGCGAAGCUGCCAGCGCCCGUCUCGCACCCAAAGCUUUCCUUUCCAAAAGAAGUCGACUCGUCCCUCGCAGGCCGUCUGCUUUCGGGGUCAAGGCGGUCCGAGCCAUUCCAAGUCCAGCGGCUGGUAUUCCAGUUAACACUCGCACGUUACCUCCAGGUCACGCAGAGGUGGUCCUGUUUCAGCCCCUUUCAUCCCAGACUCUUCAGGUUUUAAUGCACUUUUCUCCUUCUCUGCUUUUGUUGCUUUUGAAGACCCUGUGACAUCAAUACAACUGCUUUCCAGUGAUUUGUACUUUUCGUGUCAGCAGCAGUUUAUUUUUACGAGAGCUGGCAGAAGAGUCAUUGAGCAUAUUUUGACACAUGAAAAGUUUUUUCCUUGCACCUUAGCUUUUUUUUUUUAAUUUGGUACCAUUUGCGUUUAGAAAAAGCUUUUUUAUGCUGUAAAUGAGAAUGAAACCUUUUUAUUAACCACUUAAGUCCAAUGACUGUAGUCCUUGUGAUAAACUUAAUUGUCACCUAACACCUUACAUCUUUAGAAAUCAAACAAAGUCAUGAAUCAACUGGCGAGAGUCACAUUUCUACAUAAAACGGAGGCUUUUGGGUGCAAGUCAGAUGUAAUAAUUGCACCUACAGUACAGUUAUAUACUGUAUUAUUGUUCCCACAGGUGCUCUGUGUGACAAAAAGACUAAUAGAAGACAAAUAUAUGUAUUAUAUGUCUAAUAUAUAACAUUCUACAAGGAAAAAUAAUGUAAGAAACUGUAAUGUGUAUAUAUGGAAAAUACCACAAACCACAGGUACUUCAGAUAUUUAAAAUACAUGUUUUUUUUUCUAAGUAAGUCCAUUGACCUGUAGACUUACUCUACAGUAAAAAUGCAUGUUGUUGGUUCCUGAUAGCUGCCAGUGGCUUUAAGUUUAGACAUUCGGUGUCUCUGAAGGUCAGGAAAGACAAAAGAUGAUAAUCCAGUUUCCAGGGGGAGCCCACUGGCUUCAUCACAUAAACUGUGUGGACAAAAGGUUCUGUGUGCUGGGAAGUACAGAUGAUGCGUUCAGGGACUAACUGCCAUUUUGAUUUAUAUGCCUUGAAUUGCUAAUGAUCCAAAAUAUACAAAAUACUGAUCAUUUGAAAUUACAUUAAAUGCCCCCCUUUUUUUACUUCAGCUGUUGAUUAAUGUUAGACUUUAAAGCUGCACUGAUCAAUACUUGUAUAUUUACAGUGGAUCGCAGCUGUUUUCAUCAAAGGAGUUGUGCGAUACCUUUUCACAGGAUUUGGGAACCAAAGCAGCAAAGAGGACAGUGAAUAUUGAACUAACAUUUUUCAGAUGGCCAAAAAGACAAGUCCAAACGGAUGCUAAUGUUGCUCUGUGUCUGCUGGAUGUGUAAAUAGGCAACAAAUAGGCAAUGCUAACAUGUAUGGCAUGUUUAACUAAAAAAAGGUGAUAAUAUGUCAGUACUGUGUGCACCCAAGUGGGAAAUGCAGGAUUCAUUCAUAGUUGAAAUUGACAUUUAAUUUUCAUUAUUGGCCAUAAAUUAAAAGAAAGAAAAAGCUAAAUUUGGAUUACUGCAAGUUUUAUCCUCUGGCUUUGGGUUAUACUAUUUAUUUGUGAUCGCCCAGCAUUGCGUAACAUACUACAUGCUAAAUCAUUAGCAUGUGCACGGCACACACAGUGCUAUCUGCCAGUCACAGAGUUAAUCCUGGAGUUUGUGCAAAACGGGUCAAACUCCCAAGAAGCCAGUAUAUAAUCCCUUCAAACCAAAUUAUGAGGCAACAUAUUUGGAUAUCCGAUGUAGAAUCAGGAUCUUUACUGACACUAAAAAGGCCGACAUCAGCUCUCUUCCCUUCAGCUCAUGGCCGUUCGGCCCGUGCUGCUCCGGCACACGGAGAGAGGAGUGCAGUCGGCGUGCUGGCGCCAUUAGCUAGUUUCCUUCCCGCCGGAACGCAGCCUGGGGGUUGUUUCUUGUCAGCCCUGAGCUUUAACCUCUGUUAUUUCGUUGAAGACACUCAUUUAAACGGACGCGCACAAUAUCACGCUCUGACACGAACACGGCAGCGUACCAUUAGACGCUCGCCUCGGCAGCAUGCGCACAAACCCUCCUCGACUUUGCUCUUAUUAGACAUUUGGUGUGACGAGUCUCCCUCAGGCCCACCCUGAGGCCUCUGGCUGUCAUGCCUUCUCUCCCUCUUUGUUUUCUCUCCUGCCUCUUUCUACCCCUCUGUCCCAUUUCCAUCCCCUCAGUUUCCCCCAGUAAUGAGACCAUCUUUUACUUUUGGAUUAGUUCAAAUGACUGAAAGCAGCAGCUGUGCUUGUGCACUUCAGAUAGCAUGCAAUAUACAUAAGACAAGACAUGUAGUGAGCUGUGUUGACACUGUAUAUGUCGUGUAUAUGACUGUUGGAUAUAAAGGGAAUGCUAUACAAGGAUGUAAUAUUUUAUUGUUCCUGCAUAAUUAAUAUAAAGUAUAUGGCUGAACAUUCAGUAAUAAACUCAGAACUUCCUGUUACGGA
Molecule: messenger RNA, 9228 nt
Organism: Chelmon rostratus (copperband butterflyfish)
Lineage: Eukaryota; Metazoa; Chordata; Actinopteri; Chaetodontiformes; Chaetodontidae
Gene: plcb3
Product: phospholipase C, beta 3 (phosphatidylinositol-specific)
Exons: 34
Coding region: 466-4251 (1261 amino acids)
Biological process (GO): lipid catabolic process; phosphatidylinositol-mediated signaling
Molecular function (GO): calcium ion binding; calmodulin binding; phosphatidylinositol-4,5-bisphosphate phospholipase C activity
Source: RefSeq, a predicted model, not a curated record